AUGGGUCGGGGCGUGAGCAUGUUGAUGAUGGCGCACGCGGCGUGGGCGGGCGUGCGGUACACGGUGGUGCUGCCGCUGCUGCACGUCGCCGUCUACCUCUGCGCCGCCAUGUCGCUCAUGCUCUUCGUGGAGCGUCUCUACAUGGGGAUCGUCGUCGCAGGGCUCUGGCUCAACCGCCGCCACCGUCGUCGUAGCAGGAAGGGAAGAGAUGCGGCCGCCAUCGUCGACGACAAGAGGGAUGAUUCCGAUGACCUGGAGGCCGGCGGCGCGGAGAAGCCCAUGGUGCUCGUUCAGAUCCCCAUGUUCAACGAGAAGCAGGUGUACCGCCUGUCGAUUGGCGCGGCGUGCGGUCUGUGGUGGCCGAGCGAGAAGCUGGUGAUCCAGGUGCUGGACGACUCGACGGACGGCACGAUCAGGUCGCUGGUGGAGGCGGAGUGCCGGCGGUGGGCAAGCAAGGGCAUCCGCGUCCACUACGAGAACCGGAGCAACCGCAACGGGUACAAGGCGGGCGCCAUGCGGGAGGGCCUCAAGAAGGACUACGCCAGGGACUGCCAGUUCGUCGCCGUCUUCGACGCCGACUUCCAGCCCGACGCCGAUUUCCUCCGCCGCACCGUGCCGCUGCUCCUGGCUGACCCGGCCGUGGCCCUCGUCCAGGCCCGGUGGCUCUUCGUCAACGCCGACGAGUGCAUCCUCACGCGGAUCCAGGAGAUGUCCCUCGACUACCACUUCUCCGUGGAGCAGGAGGUGGGCUCUGCCUGCCAUGCCUUCUUCGGGUUCAACGGCACAGCUGGGGUGUGGCGCCUGCAGGCCCUGGCCGACGCCGGCGGGUGGAAGGACCGCACCACCGUGGAGGACAUGGACCUGGCAGUGAGGGCCAGCAUGAGAGGGUGGAAGUUCGUCUUCGCCGGCGACGUCAAGGUCAGGAACGAGCUGCCCAGCACCUUCAAGGCCUACAGGUAUCAGCAGCACCGGUGGUCCUGCGGCCCAGCCAACCUGAUGAGGAAGAUGUUCUGGGAGAUCGUGACGAGCAAGCAGGUGUCGGCGUGGAAGAAGUUCCAUGUCCUCUACGGCUUCUUCUUCGUCAGGAAGGUGGUGGCGCACCUCGUCACCUUCCUCUUCUACUGCGUCGUCAUACCAGCCUGCGUGCUAGUGCAGGGGGACAUCCGACUCCCCAAGUACGUCGCCAUGUACGUCCCCGCCAUCAUCACCCUGCUCAAUGCUAUCUGCACGCCCCGCUCGUGGCACCUCCUCGUCUUCUGGAUCCUCUUCGAGAACGUCAUGUCCAUGCAUAGAUCCAAGGCCACCAUCAUCGGACUCCUUGAGGCCAGCCGAGCAAACGAGUGGGUCGUCACAGAGAAGCUCGGAUCGACGACGACAACAAUGGCCACCAAGAAGAAGAAGAACCAGAACCAGGGCUUCCACACACCGGAGAUCCUUUUGGGCCUCUGCCUCCUCUACUGCGCCAUCUAUGACAUCAUCUUUGGUCAUGAUCACUUCUACAUCUACCUGCUCAUGCAAUCAGCCGCUGCCUUCGUCAUCGGAGUCGGCUACAUCGGCUCCCAAUAA
This is a messenger RNA of Lolium rigidum, 1566 nucleotides long. RefSeq names its product glucomannan 4-beta-mannosyltransferase 9-like. NCBI's taxonomy places the organism in Eukaryota, Viridiplantae, Streptophyta, Magnoliopsida, Poales, Poaceae. Gene Ontology annotation, molecular function: mannan synthase activity. The record is from RefSeq and is a predicted model, not a curated record. Gene Ontology annotation, cellular component: Golgi apparatus. The transcript has 2 exons. The coding region runs from base 1 to 1566 and encodes 521 amino acids.